Rhipicephalus sanguineus (brown dog tick) is the source of this 3157-nucleotide messenger RNA. RefSeq names its product zinc finger protein 699. The transcript is spliced from 5 exons. The coding region runs from base 142 to 2835 and encodes 897 amino acids. The record is from RefSeq and is a predicted model, not a curated record. Lineage: Eukaryota; Metazoa; Arthropoda; Arachnida; Ixodida; Ixodidae.
GUUCUGUCGUGUUGUAUCUGUACCGAUGUUUCGCGGCCGGAUUCACUUGUAAGCCCGUUCUAAUUAUGUAAUGUUUGGGCAGUAGCAUGCUCAGCUACACGAUUUUGUGUACUUAUUUUUGCUAAUUCGUGGAGACGCACUAUGGGAAUCUAUGUGACGGUCAACUUGGACGUCGAGCCGCUUACAGCCGAGCUUUUAUUCCCCCUCGGUCUUCCCGCUGGAAGCUCCGUCGACCUGAUAGUUGCUCCUCCGUCUCAACCAAAAGCGGUGGAUCGCAAAAGUCCGUUUUCCUUGUGUCACGCCCUCGUAUGCGGCAGGAGGGUUCCCAUUGCUCGGAACAACUUCGACAAGAGUUUCGAGGCUCCCUCCGUUCCCAGGGGUCUGAGCGUCCGCUCCCCCCUCGUCAAUGGACAGCGCAUAUGUCAGUUAAAGAAUGUACGCAAGGGGACAUCAACCAAGCCGGUAGCGAACGCGGUACCACAAACACCGCCCGUUGACACUGUCGUUGCGGACGACCCUGAAGAGUGCAAGAAGGCCCUCGAGGACAUCAUCAAGGCCGGAGAGCCCGAGACCAAAACUGUGUUUGUGUGCACCGAGUGUCCGCACCGCACUUUCGACAAGGACGAGGCGGUGGAGCAUUGCAAGUCGCAUCUCGCGUCCGCUGGCCCAGCGGACGUAGCAAGCGCGGCGAAAGAUGUGCCGAGGCCUCCGCCGAAGCGCGGGAGGCCUCCCAAGGAGAGGUUUCACUGCAAUACGUGCGCGAAGUCGUUCUCCUCGCGACAGAGUCUUCAGACGCACCUGCUCAACCACACAAGCCGUGGCGCUGCAGUGCCUUUGGUGACCAGGCUGAAAAGUGUUAGUAAUGUGCCGCCCAGAAGUGAGCCUGCAGACUGUCCGCAAAACCCCGUUUCAGAAACCACUCCUGAUUGCCCACAAACAUUAGUUUCUCGUGCGCUUGAGGAAUAUACGAACCCUACACUAAACAUUCCAAUUUCAGGCGAUUCCAGCACCAGCGGAACUACUGAAUUCAGAUGUGUGGGGUGCGCAGAAAUGUUUGCAUCACUCUCUGAUCUUGACACCCAUCGUCAGUCAGCGCAUCCAGAUUCACACUUUUGCCACAUCUGCGGUGAACUGUUCAGCGAGGCCAUUCACCUCGAAUCGCACGUGACAGCGGCACACGGAAAAGGCAUCUGCUUUUAUUGCACACUUUGCCUGAUGGUUUUUGUGGGCGAGGAAUCCUUUAAGGGCCACAAAGCACGGUGUGGUGUUGUCUGUGCUACAUCCAAACGCAAAAGGCGAGAGUUUAUCUGCUCCCACUGUUCUUUCAUCACUGAUGCUUACUCCAAGCUGUGUGACCAUGUGGUUGAGAAACACCCUAAUGUUUCAGUGCAUCAGUGUGACUAUUGCCAGAAACCCUUCCUCCAUAGUGCCAUGCUUGAGCAUCACCAUGAAACAGUGCAUGAAAAGACAGAUGGGCCAACAGCUGCUGGAAUUGGCAAGAACUCAACGACACGUCUCUAUCCGUGCACUUUCUGUGAUCGUGUGUUUAGGAGCCACCGAGGCAUCCAGGCUCACACAAACAUUCACAAAAACCUGCGGCCAUAUGAGUGCCGCAAAUGUGGUGCCUCACUGACAUCCAUGACUAACCUUAAAGCACAUAUGGUCUGUAUUCAUGGCAACCCUGGUGACAAUGCAAAGUGUCCUCACUGCCCCAAGGUAUUCAAGCUAAAGCGCUCCCUGAACAUACACGUGCGUGCCAUCCACAGCCAGGAAGGUCGCCGGCAGUGUGAGCUCUGUGGCAAGUGGCUGGCCACUGAGCGGAAGCUGCAACGUCACGUAGCCUUAACGCAUUAUGGGGAUUCUGUCAAUGCCCAAGACGGUACGUUCCCCCUGCUGCGACCUCUCAAGUGUGAUCGCUGUGACUUCAAGAGCUUUAGCUACCCACGGCUCGCAAGGCACAGGGUGACACACACGGGAGUGUACCCCCAUCAAUGUCCCGAGUGCAACAAACAGUUUGUGUUCCGUGACCAGAUGACACGGCACGUCCAAAGUGUGCACCGCAAGGUCCGACUCAGCUGCCAACAAUGUCCACGCCUGUUCUUCUCCGAGAAGCUCUUUCAACAGCACCUCGAUGCACAUCGGUUGGGACAAGGUUUCCCUUGCACCAUGUGCGACAACUUCUACGAAACUAAGGCGGCAUUGGACCAUCACAGCCAAAGCCAUGAAGCAAGUCUACCUUAUCAGUGUGAACUGUGCAAGCAACGGUUUAAGUACUCACAGGGGCUUUCUAUUCAUCGGAGGUUUCGGCAUAGCAAGGAAGCAAGGUCAUCGAGCCAGUGGAAGAGUGGCGACCACACGUGGCGGCACAGCUGUGACGUCUGUCACAUUCGCUUCAAGUACCAGAGCAGCCUAGCUGCACACAGGUUGAACCGGCACACCGAUGCUGAGCGACUCACUUGCACCUACUGCAGCCGCAGUUUCAACUCGCAGAGCGUUUUGGCUCUGCACAUUCGCUCACACACUGGCGAGAAACCACACGUGUGCCCACACUGCAGCAAGGCAUUCAGCAUACCAAACAAUCUCAAGAACCACAUCAUCACACAGCACACCAAGGAGUUCAAGUUUUUCUGUCCACUGUGCUCCAAAGGUGCAGUCAGCCAAAUAAAACUACGACAGCAUUUGCUUCAGUCACACAAGGCCAUAAAUGACUCCUCAAGCAAGUACAAGAGAACGGUGACGAAGACUGUUCCGGACAUGCCAGAUAUUGAUGACCUUCCCAUGUCUCAAGUGGCUGUUGAAGAUGCAGCCUCCAUUUUGUCCCAGAUCAUCAUGUGAACCAAAAGCCAGUUUUUAAGCAUUGUGUUACUGUGUUAACAAAACAAAGUGACUUUUGGAAGGAGUAAUUGAAGUUCUACUUAGCUUGUUACUUGAGUGCUGUUCAUGCUGCUUGCAAUAGGAUAAUAAACUGUUGCUGCAUAGAGAAAUGAUAGUAAUAGUCAACAGUAUGUUUCUAUAAAGUAGGAAGUAAGCAACAUGAAAUGACUUAAAAUUUUUGCAGUUUGAAUGAUUUCCAAUUGCUGACAUCAUGUAAGAACACAUGUGAAAUUUAUUUUUCAAAUAACUGUAUUUAUAUUAUUGGUGUGCAGUUAGCAAUUAC